Molecule: messenger RNA, 1321 nt
Organism: Puccinia graminis f. sp. tritici CRL 75-36-700-3
Lineage: Eukaryota; Fungi; Basidiomycota; Pucciniomycetes; Pucciniales; Pucciniaceae
Exons: 3
Coding region: 156-1217 (353 amino acids)
Molecular function (GO): 3'-5'-RNA exonuclease activity
Source: RefSeq, a predicted model, not a curated record
UUUCCAUUUUCAUUUGCAAUCUGUUGGAUUGGCACCACUCAGAGGAGGCCUUCUCCUGUUGGCUGCCUCCAUUUUCGGUGUUGAAGUUCAUCAGACCCCAGGGCUCGGACUGAUCGAUUCUUGAAAAAUCAAAACACAAAUCACAAGCUUUCGAGAUGGUCCAGAUAGCAGACAAAUUGAUGAAGAUCGCCACUUUCAACAUUCGAUACUCUCCAUUCAAGCCUAGCAGUCAAUUAGCCUCAAACCAGAUCCUUCUUGCGGGCGAUGGCGAGGCACCAUGGGCGAGUCGACUGCCGUUGAUAAUGGACCAAAUCAACUGGGAAUCGCCGGAUAUCAUCGGCUUCCAGGAAGUGCUCGAGCAUCAGUAUCACGACCUCAAAGACCAAGCAUUCUUCAGACAAUAUACUUCGGUGGGAGUCGGACGAGAUGAUGGGGUCACCCGUGGCGAAUACGUCCCGUUAUUUUGGAGGACGGAUAAAUUCCAAGCUCUCAGCGUUAAACAUUUUUGGCUGUCCGAUCAGCCCGACGUACCUGGCUCGAUCGGUUGGGACGCUGGCCAAACCAGGAUGGUGACUUUGGUCCAUUUACAACCGAUAUCGGCAGACGUGAGCCCUGAUGAGGAAUCAAAACCACCAUUUUUCGUCAUGAACACGCACUUCGAUGAUCGUGGUUUGAAAGCUCGGACCGAAUCAGCAAAAUUGAUCUUACGGAAAGCGAAUGAAUUGAUAACUGAGACUGGUCUUCCAAUACUCCUGAUGGGCGACUUCAACGCCCCUAGUCAAGAGGCUGCGUACAAGGUCCUUACCGGAAAAACAUCGGAUGAUGGGACACUCCAACCGACGGAUCAAUCGUCACAAUAUUGUGCCGCUGGACUCGAGCGAGUCCACGGUCAAGCCCAAUCCUCUUGUGUCGAACCUUCGCAACAGGUCCUGACUGGAAGACCCCCACACCACGAUGCUGUAGUAGCCAGACAAUCGAUUCAACAUUUCAAAGAUUGUGGAUCGGAGGUGGGACGACCGUACGGUGCAUUUAAAGCGACAUUCACCGGCUUUCAGAACAACCCAAGGGAUGCCCAAGUGAUCGACUUUAUCAUGAUCAUGCCAAGGCCUCCGUCGCUUUGGAAAGUGGUCAAGUACGGCGUUAUUCCAAAUCAGUUUCAGAACGAGCCGCUUGCCAGCGAUCAUCGUAUGGUUUGUGCUCUCAUCCAAGUCGAGUGAAGUGCUCUAUCUCUCGCAGACUCGCUUCGCUGUUCCCUGAAAGAAGAAGAACCCAUGCACAAAAAAUGUGAGAAAAUCAAUCAUAAAUCGCAAGCAGGUGUACA